AUAAACGACAGAAACCCCCUCGUCCCUGGGAAGGGGCUUCUUAGAACACGUCUGAAGUUUUUGGAAGAGCGGCCCGAGGGGGCGGGAUGAGGAGGAUAAAUUACGGAGCAGCGGGAGCCAAAGCCACGGACACCGGGCAGGGCAGCACAAAGGACAGAGGAAGAGCCCUCAGGCAGCCACCAUGGCCACUGCAAGGACAGUCCUGCUGCUCACCCUGCUCCUCACCUUCUCCCUGCACUGUGCCACAGCCCACUUCAGACCCAUCGAAUGCUGCUUUGAGUAUGCAGAGAGACCCGUCCGACACGUGCAGAGCUACUAUGAGACCCCCAUUGACUGCCCUAUGCCUGCAGUUGUGAUUGUGGCUGCCAGAGGUACCAAGAUCUGUGCUGACCCCAAGAAGCGCUGGGUGGAGAAAGCCAUGGAAAAGCUUAGAAAGAAAAAAUGAACUCCAUCCACCAUCCCACUUGCCCAUCCAGUCCUCCUGUCUCUGCUGGGUGCUGACAGUGCUCACAGCCCUUCUCCAAAGGCUGCUGUGGCAGUGGGCACCACCACUGCAGGUGGAGCCAGCCCGUACCCUGGCAGGGUCAGGUGUCACCACACCAUGGACCAGCCGGCCACCAAGCUCCUCCUGCUGCCCCUGCCCUGCCAGGCUGUGCCAGUGGAGCAAAUAUUUAUAAUAAAAACUCAUUGUUAUAA
This is a messenger RNA of Pipra filicauda (Wire-tailed manakin), 696 nucleotides long. Its product is annotated as C-C motif chemokine 3-like. Gene Ontology annotation, biological process: positive regulation of GTPase activity; inflammatory response; cellular response to interleukin-1. Gene Ontology annotation, cellular component: extracellular region. The record is from RefSeq and is a predicted model, not a curated record. Gene Ontology annotation, molecular function: chemokine activity; CCR chemokine receptor binding. The transcript is spliced from 3 exons. NCBI's taxonomy places the organism in Eukaryota, Metazoa, Chordata, Aves, Passeriformes, Pipridae. Bases 182 to 445 code for a protein of 87 amino acids.